Molecule: messenger RNA, 1074 nt
Organism: Mesorhabditis spiculigera
Lineage: Eukaryota; Metazoa; Nematoda; Chromadorea; Rhabditida; Rhabditidae
Source: the annotation of a GenBank genome assembly
AUGACCCCGGUGACACCUGGAAAAGGCCGUGCCGUGAAGCGCCGCUGGCCUACUGACGACAAUCCGACGGAUUCGGAAGAGGAAGAACAUCGUCAAACAAGACCCGUUUGCAAGCAGUGCGGCAAGGCGAGCUGCAGAAAUGAUCCUAGUCACCUCGCUGAGCACUCGAUGGCGCACCUCUCCUUCCGACCAUGGAAGUGUUCUGUUUGCGCCUGUACUAUGACUCUGGAAGGCAACCUGCAACUGCAUCUGAACGAGCAACAUCAAGGAAACGGCCGAGUCAUCGAUAAUCGCACUGUCGAAUACUACGAUGCGCUCGAGGCUAAGGCGCAGGCCAACUUUCCGAGUCACUCAAGUGCCAUCGCUAAAUACAUUGGAGGACAAAAAGAGGCAUUGGGAUUUCAAGAUGCAUCUGAUAAUGAAGAUGACAAUCCGCCCUACGGUCGAAAAAUCCUCGUCUGCGGGGAGUGCAGUAAAUCUAUCUACUGCUAUGUAGCUUUCGAGCUCGCUCAGCACUCGUCGAAACACCUCACCUUCCGACCGUGGAAGUUUUGCGCAUGUACUAUGUCUGAGAAAGGCAAUCUGCAAAAGCAUCUGAACAAGCACCAUCAAGGAAAAGGCUGGGUCAUCGAUAAUCGCACUGCUGAGUACUACGAUGCUCUCAAAGCGAAGACGCAAGCCAACUUUCCUAGCCGCGCAAAGUCUCUCGCAAAGUACAUUGGAGGCAAAAAGUACGGAUUGGGAAUUCAGCGCGUAUCUGUUGACGAAGAUGACACUCAAGACGUUAGGCGAAACGCGCAGAAAAGUCCGGAAGCUGCAUCGUCAGAUGCUGGUAGGGUGAAGCAAGAAGUGGUGCCAGACGCUAUUCCACCACGAUCCAAAGAGAAAUCGACUCAUCGAACGAUGGCCGAUACUCAACGCGAAGUUAAGCAAGAGCCACUGGAUGUCGAAAAUUCUUCAUUUGAUUUUCAUAUCGUAAUCGAGGGAAGUGAGGCGGAUGCUCAUGCUGAUGCUCAUGCUCCAACCAGCCACCACAACGAGCAAAAUGUCCGGAAUGGUACUUCAAGUAUUUAU